This is a messenger RNA of Dendronephthya gigantea, 3013 nucleotides long. Its product is annotated as protein Wnt-3a-like. The transcript is spliced from 7 exons. The coding region runs from base 1105 to 2163 and encodes 352 amino acids. The record is from RefSeq and is a predicted model, not a curated record. Gene Ontology annotation, molecular function: frizzled binding; cytokine activity. Gene Ontology annotation, cellular component: extracellular region. Gene Ontology annotation, biological process: cell fate commitment; canonical Wnt signaling pathway; multicellular organism development. NCBI's taxonomy places the organism in Eukaryota, Metazoa, Cnidaria, Anthozoa, Malacalcyonacea, Nephtheidae.
UAAAAUGCCUGUAGCCAUACCGAGUGAUCCUCCUCGCAAAUUAAUUCAAAACAUGCCGAAAGAUUUAUUGCGUUUUUGGCGUCAAAUACCUCCAGCGUAGAAUAUUGAGUAUUGUUUUGUCAGGUUUGAAGUUUUAAUAAAGUUCUAAAAGAUUUUUGAGCACUCUCUAUUCAACUGUCACCGACCAAUUACACUUGUAUGACAUCAAGUCAAUUGGACUACUUGGACUACGUUCCUUUGAGAAGUCGGUGAUCGUAUUUUAAUAGAUCUGAAAUAUGCAUGAAUGCUUUUAAAAUGCGUAUUUUCAUUCAAUUGUCUCCUGGUUGUUACAAAUGAAAUUCGGUAUUUUAUAAUUCUGGUGAAAAAUGAGCAAAUUUUGAUCAAUUGAAACAGGUAAAACAAGUUUAUUCAGGUUGAUAUAGCCAAAAAAACGUUGAUGGAACUAAUUGCAUUACCUUGGGUGUGAUUCUCUCUGUCCUGUUUUCAACCGCAAGAAACAAAACUAUAGAAAACAUCAAGAUCUCGAAUCUUUUUCACGCAUCAAUCCUGUCAAACGACUUUGUUAGUUGUUGCUUUUACGAUCGCAAAUCAUUCGCUACAUUUCGUUUGUUGUUUUGGAUUAGCAGCCGCCGUGCAGAGUUUCCUGGAUGUCAACGAAUACUUUCCCAUUUCUUUUAUGUAAAAGAAUUUCAGGAGAAAGCUGUAUUGUUGCUUGGUUGUCGUCUUCACCUUCUGCGAGCCUCAUUUGCCGACCAACGUUGAUUUAUCCGCAGUGAAUCUAUCGUCCUGUUUCCUCCAGGAAUACUCGACCAAACGUCCAAACAUUGGAAAACAAACGAGAACUUGCUGGUGCGAAGAACUUAUAGUCGAUUCCUCGAACUGGUUUUCAUUAAAAAGGGAUUCAGUCAACUUGUUUUUGCUCCUGGUCAGAUUGUCGCCACGUCGUUUACCUUGCCAAAGUGAUUGAUCUAAUAAUUGGGCUCCUCUGACAAGACCUUUUAAACUCUGCUGAUUGAUCCGCCGUAUCAUUGAGCGGGAGCUACAAGAGGACGAACUACUAAGAAACAAAACGCACAGGGGGAAAAAACACAAGCGUACUUCAAGAUGAUAGUGAGCGUGUGCUUUGCUUUUCUUCUGAUGGCUUUUCAAAACGCAUCCUGCAAAAGAAUCAGUGAAAAUUCAUGGGGUUGGAAAGGUAAAAGACCAAGCAAGCCAAAGGAGAUUGAAGAAUUAUGCAAGACCUACACGAGCUUAAAUAAAAAGCAAAGCGAAUUAUGUCGAGAAUACCCUGAUUUGAUGGAACCUAUUUUCCGCGGCGCAAGAACAGGAGUAGAGGAAUGCAAGGAACAGCUGAGUACGAACAGAUGGAAUUGUUCAAACGUGCCAUCGCACGGAACCUUGUUUGGGCCCGUUUUACCUGUCGGUUGUAAGGAAUCGGCAUUUCUGUACGCUAUAACCGCUGCCGGGGUCGCUCACACGAUCACGGGCGCAUGUAGUUCUGGGAACUACGCGAGCUGUGGUUGCGACAGAUCACUGAGCGGACGUCCCUCGGGAAACUGGGAAUGGCGUGGUUGUCAUAGCAAUGUCAAGUUCGCCGGAGCGCUGACGAAGGAAUUUGCAUUGACCCGCGUCUCGAAGACGGGGGGUGAAGAGCGGAAGAAAAUGAACAGACACAAUAUCCGCGCUGGAGUGAAGUCUCUAUCAAAUCUGUUGUACCGUAAAUGCAAGUGUCACGGUGUUUGUGAUUCUUGCGAGGUGAAAACAUGCUGGAUGCAACAUCCUACGUCGUUUGAAAGCAUUGGAAAGCGUCUUUUAAAAAAAUACAAAAACGCUAUCGAAAUGGUGAAAACGAAACGCGGCCCACGCGUGUUGCGUGUGAAGGACAGGAAUUCACGCAAGCCCAGCUCCGGAGACCUCAUCUAUAUCCGUUCCUCUCCGAACUUUUGCGAUGUCAACACGAAGUUAGGUACUCCCGGAACGUCUGGGCGUGUGUGUAAUAUAUCUUCUUCAGGACUCGACGGAUGCAGUAUAUUGUGCUGCGGACGGGGGUACAAUGUUCAGGUCGUCACUGAAACGGUGAAGUGUAAAUGUCGCUUUUUCUGGUGUUGUCAUGUCAGGUGUGAAACCUGCAGGAACACGCGGGAGAUAUACACCUGCAAAUAGGGUGGUUCUAUAUAUAUAUAGCAAUUCGCCUGCGAACAAUCUGUGGUCAGCAUCACCAAAAUUCUCGACGCUUGAGAUGGUAGACCUAAUGAUGGAACAUCGCUCAUUCCAUUAUACUAAAAAGACAGAAUUACAAUGACUUUAAAAAUAUUGCUUGAAUCAGUGAGGGACCAUAGUUUCCCCCAUCAGGCUGUUUUUAUGAGUCCGCUUACCUGAGAUUCAACAGAGGCGUAUUAAGAUGAUUUUGAGGUACUACUAAAAAGGUUUUUUUAUGAAACAAACAAGCUCAGGCUAUUGUGGGAAUGACUUAACCACUACCGAGAUCAUGUUAUAUACUUAUUUCAAAUACCUCAAAGUAAUUUUCCACUCCGUUUUAAUCUCAGCUAAGCGGGAUCAGCUUGGGCUUUCACUGGAUCAAAGACAUAAAACCUCUGUGACCAAUACGCCACAUUAGGUCGCACAGGAAAAACUGUUGUUUCAUAUAUGUUAUACGUUUAACCUUUUAACUAACCAUGAACGAAGUGCAGUCAUUUUGUUGAUGUAAUAGAAUUCAUAUUUUAUAAACGUGAUUUCACUGAUCAAGAACGUGCAAGUCAAUGUUGAUAGUAUUCUGAUUUGAACAAGUGGUUAACGUUUUCACUUUUUUAACUUCAUCCCUUUCUUUGCUUGAUAUCAAUGUUCCAGCCAUUUUGGCACUUUUUUCACUCACAGCUGGUUUUCAUUUGAAGAUCAGAUAACAGUUGUUCUAUCACAGAUAGUUUUCUGCUCACAAUACUGUAAAACUUGACAGUAAGACUCCUAGAGCAGUGAAGUUCGUCACAAGUUUUUAGUCUAUAUGCUCAGGCUUUUG